UUUGGCAGUAGCGCCCCCUUUAUCCGUUGAUAGAUUCACGAAUCGCCAUGUUUGCUGUUUACCUCUAUACUAGCGUUGAUAACUUGCACUCAGGCUGAACUUUUCACGAGAUAUAUUUCCUCACUUAGCUAAAACAAACGAAGGGAAAAAAUACUUGGGCGAAAAAAAAGUGAUCGUCAUCGGCAUUAAAAGUGUCAAAUUUCGAUUGUCAUAAUGAUCUUACGAGUGAACAGCACACGUUUUUUCUCAAAAAAUCACAAUUCUGUCCUUGACAUGAUAAUAUAGUCGAAAAUAUAAACGAAAAAAAAGUUAGUGCUCCGCAUCGCAACGAGUUGGCAAAUUCCGUCUCAGAUAAGUUUAAUGGAACGUCAAUAGUUUUGUCAUCGAGAACCUGCAGUAGGUAUUUCUCUUGGGGAAGAUAAUAAAUAACCGUUCAUCAGAAAUGGAACCGACCUCGGCAAAUGGGAGCGGCGAUGGAAACGACAACAAGGGCAGCUGCCUGCUUCUACGCUACGCGAGUCAAAAUUCGCUCGACGAAAGCUCGCAAAAACACAUUCCGAGGGAGAAUGGAAAGGAUAAACCACCCUAUCGAAAUCAUCAUCAUACCAAUCGAGCCUUCGAUGUCAUGAAUUCUAUGAGAAAGCAAAACCUGCUGUGCGAUGUGACCUUGGUAGCGGAUGGCGGGGUCGAGGUGCCCGCCCACAAAAUGGUGUUGGCAGCCUGCAGUCCUUAUUUCUACGCGAUGUUUACGAGCUUCGAAGAACGAGAACGAGAACGAAUCACUCUUCAGGGUGUGGACCACGCCGCGCUUGACCUUCUAGUCGAUUACGUUUACUCCGCCGAGGUUCACGUGACCGAGGAUAACGUGCAGGUACUUCUGCCGGCCGCCAAUCUUCUCCAGCUGAACGACGUGAGGGAUGCGUGCUGCGAUUUUCUUCAGGCUCAACUUCAUCCGUCCAAUUGUCUCGGUAUACGGGCUUUCGCCGAUCUUCACGGUUGCAUGGAACUUCUGGCUCACGCCGACAGCUACGUCGAACAGCAUUUUUCAGAGGUCGUCGAGGGCGAAGAGUUCCUCACUCUGACACCGCAGCAAGUAGCGAAAUUGAUAUGUAGCGAUCGGCUGACCGUGCCGUCCGAAGAGAAAGUAUUCGAAUGCGUGAUAUCCUGGGUGCACAGUGACUUGGAGAGGAGGCAAGACCACCUCGCUCAGCUAAUGGAGCACGUGCGACUACCGUUGUUGUCGCAAGAGUACCUGGUGCAGAGAGUAGAGCAGGAGCCGCUGUUGAAAGCCAAUUUGCAAUGCAAGGACUUCCUUAUCGAAGCGCUCAAGUACCAUCUGCUCAAGGGCGAACAGAAAACAUUGUUCAAAACCGCGAGAACGAAACCGAGACAACCGGUCGGACUUCCGAAGGUACUCUUGGUCGUCGGUGGACAAGCACCGAAAGCCAUCAGGAGCGUGGAAUGUUACGAUUUCAAGGAGGAACGAUGGUACCAAGUUUCCGAGCUACCCACUCGCCGAUGCAGAGCCGGACUCUCCGUUCUCAGCGGCAGAGUAUACGCCGUUGGCGGUUUCAACGGUUCGCUGAGGGUGCGAACGGUCGACGUGUACGACGCGGCUGCUGACCAAUGGUCGGCCUGUCCGGGUAUGGAAGCGCGACGUUCGACCCUAGGCGUAGCGGUGCUAGGCAAUUGCAUCUACGCGGUCGGUGGUUUCGACGGAUCCUCGGGACUGAACUCUGCCGAAGUUUACGAUCCGAGGACUCACGAGUGGAGGAUGAUCGCCCCGAUGUCCACCAGGCGAAGCAGUGUCGGGGUCGGCGUCGUCAAGGGUCUCUUGUACGCGGUUGGCGGGUACGACGGUGUUUCUCGACAGUGUCUAUCCAGCGUCGAAUGUUAUAAUCCGGAAACAGACCAGUGGAAGGCUGUGCCAGAAAUGUCUGCACGCCGAAGCGGUGCUGGCGUAGGAGUCCUCGAGGGUAUCCUCUACGCCGUCGGGGGUCACGACGGACCCUUGGUCCGAAAAAGCGUCGAAGCUUUCAACCCCGAGACGAAUCAAUGGACCCCCGUCAGCGACAUGGCGCUUUGCAGAAGGAAUGCCGGCGUCGUCGCUCUGAACGGACUUUUGUACGUCGUGGGCGGGGACGACGGAACGUCGAAUCUCUCGUCGGUCGAGGUGUACGCGCCGCGAACGGACACGUGGGUGACACUGCCAGCUUGUAUGGGAAUCGGUCGUAGCUACGCCGGAGUCGCUAUAAUCGACAAGCCGUUAACGGGUACGUUGACGAUGUGA
Molecule: messenger RNA, 2290 nt
Organism: Athalia rosae (coleseed sawfly)
Lineage: Eukaryota; Metazoa; Arthropoda; Insecta; Hymenoptera; Athaliidae
Gene: kel
Product: ring canal kelch homolog
Exons: 8
Coding region: 443-2290 (615 amino acids)
Molecular function (GO): protein binding
Source: RefSeq, a predicted model, not a curated record